Messenger RNA from Cygnus atratus (black swan), 1654 nucleotides. RefSeq names its product ISY1 splicing factor homolog (gene ISY1). Gene Ontology annotation, biological process: generation of catalytic spliceosome for second transesterification step; mRNA 3'-splice site recognition. The transcript has 11 exons. NCBI's taxonomy places the organism in Eukaryota, Metazoa, Chordata, Aves, Anseriformes, Anatidae. Gene Ontology annotation, cellular component: post-mRNA release spliceosomal complex; post-spliceosomal complex; Prp19 complex. Bases 97 to 942 code for a protein of 281 amino acids. The record is from RefSeq and is a predicted model, not a curated record.
UGCGGCCCCGCCCGGCCCGCCGAGGUGUGCUUCCGCUUCCGGGCGGGUGCCGCGGCUGCUUCCGGAGCGGAGCGGGCGGCGGGCGGCGGCGGCGCCAUGGCUCGCAACGCGGAGAAGGCCAUGACGGCCUUGGCAAGAUUCCGUCAAGCUCAGCUUGAGGAAGGAAAAGUUAAGGAGCGAAGACCUUUCCUUGCAUCAGAGUGUAAUGAGUUGCCUAAAGCUGAGAAAUGGAGGCGACAGAUCAUUGGCGAAAUUUCCAAGAAAGUGGCACAGAUUCAAAAUGCUGGGUUGGGCGAAUUCAGAAUUCGGGACCUGAAUGAUGAAAUAAACAAACUUCUGAGGGAAAAAGGACACUGGGAAGUCAGAAUAAGGGAGCUAGGAGGUCCUGACUAUGCUAGGAUUGGACCAAGAAUGUUAGAUCAUGAAGGGAAAGAAGUUCCAGGAAACAGAGGUUACAAGUACUUUGGAGCUGCAAAGGAUUUACCAGGAGUUAGAGAGCUUUUUGAAAAGGAGCCCCUUCCACCACCCCGCAAAACUCGAGCCGAGCUUAUGAAAUCCAUUGAUGCCGAAUACUAUGGCUACAGAGAUGAAGAUGACGGUAUUCUGGAGCCACUGGAACAAGAACACGAAAAGAAAGUUAUAGCAGAAGCAGUGGAAAAAUGGAAAAUGGAGAGAGAGGCACGACUUGCGAGAGGUGAUGAGGAGGAGGAUGAGGAAGUAAAUAUCUAUGCUGUCAAUGAAGAUGAGUCUGAUGAGGAAAGUGGCAAGGAAAAAGAAGGUGAAGAAGGCCAACAGAAAUUUAUUGCACAUGUUCCAGUGCCAACUCAGCAGGAGAUUGAGGAAGCUCUUGUACGGCGAAAGAAGAUGGAGCUUCUUCAGAAGUAUGCUAGUGAAACUCUCAUGGCACAGAGUGAAGAAGCAAAAAGACUUUUAGGAUUAUAAUGCUGCAUGAGUAUGUCCUGGUUUUAUAUAAUCCAUCCUAAAGCACCAGUUUGAUAUAUUCUGACAGCAGUCACUUUUAGCUCUGAAAGUCCCUGUGAAUGUUAAGAGUAAGUUGUAAUCAAGUUAGUGUACUCUGCAAAAGGAAGAACACUCUUUUGGUCAAUCUGCUAAGAUGACUUGCACUUCGGUGCUGUGAAAGAUCAAGCCUAGAUUAGCAUGGCUUCUACAUCUCCAGUAACAGUCUUCAGUCAUUUCACUUUGUGAAACACUCUGCGGCAGUGCAUCUUACAGAUAAACCAGCAAACCAAAUGACUACUUUCAUUUUCAUUACUGACUGACUAUCGCUAGAGAAAUCUAACUGAUGUUACUGCCGGUCUGUCUCCUGUAUCCGUGCUGUAUGUAAACAUAUUUCUCAUGUUGAGUUUAGCUGACCUGAGUCCAAAAGUAACUUACUCUGUUGUGCCUGGUUAGUUUACCACAAUAGCUCAGAACCUGCUUAGAGAGAGCUUGAUGGCAGAUCUUGAAUGUUUUUGAAGUUGAUUUGCGUCUUUAUAUAACACAUGCAGUAUUGUCCAAAAGCUGUUACCAUUUUUAUGGUUUGGAGCCGUGUGUAUGGACUGUUCAAAUGCUGGAUAUUCUAGCAGCUAGUGUAAAUACUUUCAUCUUUGCAAUACCUUGUUCAAAUAUUUUUAUUAAAUUUUAUACACACUAA